AUACUGGCAUUCGGCACAGUACGCGCCCAGCGCUCACGGAUCGUUCACUGCGCCGCUCUCUCGGACUCGGAUCCGCCAAGUUGUUUUUUUCCCUCCGUCGCUGGCGGCCGCGCGGGCGUACAAAAAAUUCAAUUUAUCUUUAUUCUUUAGCCCUGUCCCCUCCCUCCUCCCCGUUUCGUAUUUGACGGUUUUUUCUCUCGUUUCGUUCUACUCCUUAACUAAAUAGCCUCAGCGCUCUCUUUGUCUUCUUAUUUCUCGUCCGUACCGUUCGGGCCCGGCGGCCUACGCGCUCUAUCUCUCGUGCGUUCUGUGUGGUUUUGCGUUUCUUCGUAUCGUCUUUAGAAAGAAUACUACUAUCGCCGGCGUUACUCCGUGCUACUUUUUUAUCCAUCCAGCGUACGUAUCAAUAUAAAUCUUCGUUGCCUACGCACAUUUGAAUACACGUUACUACCGGAGGAUAAGACAAACGAGGAACAACCACUGCGGGAUUUAAACUGGGAAAAUUCGUUCAGCGGAACAAGGCACAACAGCAUGGUAUGAUAAUAAGUGACUGAGGAUCCCCGAAACAUGAAGUCCCCAGUCCUGACGUUGACGCUUUUACUACCGCUCGUACUUGGUCUAACGCUCCAAGAAGAUGACAUCGUGUUUGACGACAUUGGCGAAGAGAUGACAUCGAUCGCUCCUGUCGUACAUCGAAAAGAACAUGAAACUCCGAGGAUACGUGCGGAUAAAAAAAGCUCGCAUCGUGUAGAACGACUCUGGGGUCUUUCGGACACUUCUGUCACGGUCGGUCACCUUUUUAAGCUGAAAAUACCGAGAGAGGCGUUCGGUGGUAGCGUCGAUCACUACGAGGUUCGUUCUAAGAACAAAAAGGCUUUUCCUCACUGGCUCUACUGGGAAGAUAACGUUUCGAGUUUCUUCGGCGUCCCAUCGAAAAAGGACGUUGGUCAGCAUCACGUGACGGUGACGGCCUAUGGCACGGAUGGUGACGUCGCCAAAGAUUCUUUUACGAUUGACGUCGAGCCUGAGAGGUUCGACGGGUCCGAGCCCAAGGAUGGCAAGACACACUGCCAAGAGGGAGAAGAACGCACGCUUCUCACGAUCACUCUGGACUCCAAGUUCGACGACUUGAAGCCUGUGACGAAGGUCAAGGCUAUUAAGAAUCUCGCCGGUUUCUUCGGCCUCCACACGAACUUGUUCUCAAUGCAUUCGCAAAGCAGCAAAGACGGAGCCCAGGACACGGGAACGAAGUCUCGGAAAGAAAAACAUUUGACGUCCAUUCAGUGGCAGGUCGGAUGCGAGGGCGGUAUUUGGGCCCACCAAGCGGAAAAUCUUAAGCGAAUUCCCAGCCUAGCGCAAGACGGUACGUUGGUGGAAGUGCUGCAUUUUCCUCCCAGUUCAACGGUGCUUGCUUGGCGAGUGAAAACUGACGGCAGUCGGUUGUUGAGAGAUCGACGAGAAAUUGGCUCCGGGGACAAUGGCAAUAACGAUGACGAGGAGUACGACUACGACGAGGAUUAUGACGAGUCGUACGACGACGCUGAACGCGAAGACGACGAAGAAAACGAUCCGAUAACCGAAAUGCCACCCAGAGCUUACGUGCCGAAUGCAUCAGCUUCGAAAGACACCGAAACGGAACAGGAACACCCUCAUAGACAUCACCAUGGAGAAGAAGCGAUAGGAUGGAAGCCAAUCGAGGAGAUCGAUGAGCACGAUAUAGUGCCAGUGGUCAAUCAGCAGCUCGGAAGCGGAUUUAACGGGUCUUCCACAACUCCGGUCACGAGACCGACCACAACUUCGCAAACAUCGACGUCUAGUCAACCAAGCACAUCGACAUUAUCAACUACCAUAACUACAACAACAACACCGUCAGAACAACCUGAAUCUUCAACAACACCAACAACAACAACAACAACAUCAACAGAAAUAACAGAAAGAACAAGCACAGAAAUUCCAAUUACCACGUCCAUUACCCAAUCAGUAACAACGAGUGUGAGUUCGGAAUCACCGAUUACGAUUCCCAUAACUUCGACCGUGUCGUUGCCUUCCACGAGUUUCUCCGCGUCUUCAACGACCGAUGGAUCUUUGGCAAUUUCCACAAUGGAAACAACCAAAUUUAACACGAUCGAAGAAACUCUUGAUCGUACCAAUUUCAUCAAUAUUGAUUCUGAUAACGCCUCGACCACGUAUUUAACAAUGGAAAAUGUUACUUCACCAUCACCACCCGUCUCACCGUCAUUAACAACAAGCCCGCAAACGACCAGCCUAGGCACAUCCACUUUAGACGCAUCCUCGGAUAAAAUGGACACAAAGCCCACUUCCGGUCUUUAUAUUGACGUUACGGAAGAAGAGUCAACGGAAAGCACGGAAAUGCCUACGAGUUCCACAACAAUUGUACCGAGCACAGUGAUUGUUAAUGGGAUAACGACCACUGAAGAAAUACCUACCACUGUUCUAAUGACGUCGACAUCAACAACGCCAGAACCAGUGCCAGAAACCACCCCUGAAAUGGCCACUGGUACGAGCGAGGCUUCUACGACCACGACGACGACAACACCAACAACAACAACAACAACAACAACCACCACCACGACAACUACCGAAAUGCCUACGACAACAACGACUACAACGACUACAGAAAAAAUCGAAUACGGAGUUCGCAAUUUCCCCCCACGUCAGGAUCGAAGACUCAAGAAAAUCCCAGUCACAGCAGGAAAACCUUUGAGCUACGUCAUUCCGGCUGAUACUUUCAGUGACGUCGAGGAUGGAGAUACAAGACGUUUGAGACUGAGCCUCUACUUGCAGGGCAAUCCUGUCAAAUCUACGCAUUGGUUACAACUCAAUCCUAAUACGCAGGAAGUUUAUGGACUACCUCUGGAAAAUGACGUUUCCAAAUGGGACCACGAUCUCGUGGCCUCGGACAGCGAAGGCCUUAACGUCACCGAAAGGUUGGACAUUUACGUUCAACAACACAAACUCAGCCGUUCGGUGAACCACGAAUUUAGCAUUUAUUUGAGAAUCGACAAGAGGACGGCGUUCCCGAACAACGUUGAUUGGGAGUUGAAGGUUGUGCGCAACUUGGCUCAGCUUUAUGGGGACAGCGAUCCGAGCCAAAUAACCGUUCGUUCGAUAGACGUGACGCAGGAUCAAGCGAUUUUCACAUGGACUAAUGACAGCGUGCCACGAAGUAGCGAGUGUCCCAAAGAUGAAAUCAACAGAUUAUUGCACGUCUUAAUCGCCGAUAAAGAUGGUGAGCCAAGUGGUUUGUUGCUGAACGCAAUGGGGCCGGAAAUUCGUGUCAAGCGCGUAGUAUAUCAGGGUCUCGGUCAGUGCGAGGAGAUGAAAAGGCCUGAAUCACCAAAGAUCCCAACUCAAGAACCCAAAAAUAAUUUUGCACCUAUGCCGAGGAACCAGGUCGAUCAUAUCAACGCUACAGUCGGACAGUUGCUCGUCUACAAAGUUCCAGACGAUACUUUCUACGAUCCAGAGGACGGCUCAGCCUACAACAUGCAAAUGUCGCUCCUCACGAACGAUCGAACGCCGAUUCCUGCCAACAACUGGCUGCAAUUCGAUGUGAAAAAUCGUGAAUUCUUCGGCGUUCCUUUGCGCGAAGAUAUUGGAAGAAAAGAGUAUCAACUCGUUGUUACCGACAAAGAAGGAGCGAGUGCGACGGACGGAAUGGUGGUGAUAGUCCAGCCAGCUCCGUUCAUGCGGCAUAGCGUUGAGUUUUCGAUGACGUUGGCAAUUCCGUACGAAUCAUUCGCUCAUUCGGCACUACAGAAACGGACAUUUAUCGAGAAAGUGGCUGAACUGUUUGACGACAGGGACACUCAUGCGAUCUCGUUGGACAGUAUAAGCCAGGGUAGCACAAUCGUAACGUGGCGUAACACGAGUUUGCCAACGAACAUCUGUCCGGACGCAGAAAUUACGAGGCUCAGUGAGAUUCUCGUCAAGUCUGAUAAAUCUUUGACCGACAGGAUCGAGCAAUACAUGGGCGAAGAGUUUCCUGUCAAACAAAUAACGCUCACACCCUUGGGUAUGUGUCAAGGUCAAUUGACCGGUGUUUAUUCGCCGGAAAAUCACACACCACCUUCCGAAGACUCGAGAUCCGUUGGAACUACCAGCGAUGAUUAUCUCAUCACUUGCGUACUCCCGGCCAUCAUCAUCGCCGCUAUGCUUCUACUCGCUGGUAUUAUUGCUUGUGUACUUUACCGACGAAGGCGAAGCGGCAAAAUGAGCGUCAGCGAACAAGACGACGAGAGACAGAGCUUCCGAAGCAAAGGCAUUCCUGUCAUUUUUCAGGACGAACUUGAGGAAAAACCCGAUCCUGGUAACAAGUCGCCGGUAAUUUUGAAAGAGGAAAAGCCACCAUUGCCACCACCAGAAUAUCAGAAAGCAGAAGAUGGUGCGGAUGUUCCUAUGUUGUCGCAGGAAAAUUCCGAGGAGCCUUAUCAACCACCACCCCCGUUUGCAACGAAUCGUGACAACAAUCGUCAAAAUCGGCCAAAACCAACGCCCACGUACAGAAAACCACCGCCGUACGUGCCACCCUAACAAAACAACACGACGGUGCACUCGCCAACACGAAAAUACAUGCUAGCGAUGCUCGGAGAUUCACCAACACACGUGCAAAACCAAAAUAAUCGUCGAAACAAAAAGCAUCAAUUGAACGGCAAACAAGUUGUAAAUUCGCGAGGUGCUCGAUAAUAAGGGAUUUUUAAAUAGAAGAAAACGUGAGGAAGAUUGAGAAAAAGAGAGAAUGAUUAAACGAGAAGAAAUAAUACUAAUAAAGAAAAAAAAUGUAAUAGAGACCACGUGAAAUCGAUACGUAAUUGAAUAACGACGCGAAAAAAAACUUUUAUACACGUGUAUAUGUUUAUCUCGAAAGCAGCGUGAUUAGCCGACGUUUUAGCGGGGGAAAAGGAAAAAAUAUCAGCUUAUUCUCAUUCUGUCACUUUCAGCCAAAGCUGCAGCUGUGAAAACGAUUCAAUUUUGUUUAACCGAUUGUCCAAAGCCCGAUUUGUUGCUAAAUCAGAAAGAUGAUUAAUGAAAAAGACCAUCCGUAAAGAAUCGCAUACAAAAACCAUCGACAAAACUAAAAAUCUCGAUUAUAUCACAACACCGAAAUUACGAAUUGCCUCAUUGUGAACAGAUUCUGUUCAGAAUCGUCUCCACUAGUCGGACAUGCAACGAAACGAUAUUACAAGGCGAAAAACAUAAAAAUUUCAAAUAUAAUUCACUUCGAGUCUCGGACAAAUCGAAAAAGCGAAAUUACAAAGGAAAUAAAUGAUUCAAUGUCAAAUCCCUUUUUGUGCAUCGAGUGACCAUUUUUUUGCAACGAUCAGUGCCAUUCUCUUAAGCAAUAAGAGGUUUUUCUAUACACACAUACAAUUUAGAACAAGCAAAAAGGAGACACACUCAAUGUUACUAUUGCGAGUCGAUUAUCACGUUGAACAUUUCGGCGAAUUUUUCCUCUAAAUAAUAAUAUAUUAAAAACUUCGCGAUGAAUCACAAGACGAAAGAAGCAAACGAAACUCAUGUAUUCGAUUGAUUUUCCAUUGACUAAACGUAACAAGUACCUAUAUCUCAUUAAGACACUGCCAGAAACGAAGAGAGGCCGAAGGGAAGCGUUGAACGAAAAAUUUGAACGUCAAAUUAUUCGUUUUACUGACGUCAAUUUAUUGUUUUUUUUGUAAACCUAUUUACAAACCAAAUACGUCGAUUCAAUUUUUUUAACCGAAAAAAGUAGUACAUGCACAUCGUAAUGAAUGUAACGGUUAAUCCCCCCCCCCCCCCCUCCCUCCCCUCCCCUUUUCAAUUGACACACAAAACUAAGAGAAAUUAGUAAAAAUAUGAAUUCACAAAUGCAGAAGCGAAGAUAAAAAUAUCGAGAGACGAAAACUGAGCGUUACUUAAAAAGUUUCGUAUUAACUGUAGUAAGACGAAGAUGUGUGCAUGGUUGUGUGCGUGUGUGUGCGUGUGUGCGUGAAAAAGAGUGAAAAGGUGAAUGUAUGAAUUAUAUAGCAAUGCUUCCAUCGGCGCCACGCUGAAAACAUAACGAAAGGAAUAAAAAGGAAGUAAAGGAAAAAGAAAAUUAAAACACGAUUAUACCAGGAAUAUUGAAAAUAUUUGAUAUGCUCGAUUUGACGAAUAUGAACAAUAGUGAUUCACUAUUGAAAUAAUGUCAUCGGCGUCUUACGCAAGCAUUUACGUAUCUGUAUGUAUAUAAUAUAUACGAAAUUUCUUUUGUCUCGAGUUCGUGGAAGUUUGAAGUUUUUUUGUUUCCAACGUAAAAAAUGAUAAAAAAUAAUGAGAAAGUUAAAAGGAGAACGUUAUCACCGCAACAUUCGAUUGAACGCACAAAAAAUUGAUCGAGGCGAACCGAUCGCACCGAUGUUUUUAUACUCGAUGAAUCUUUUUCUACAUUGCAAACGACAAUUGGAGGGGAAAAACGUUCGAAAAAUGGAAUAUCACCUAAAAAAAGGGUUGGAGUGUUCGGAUAAAAAUCUGCUCCUGGAUUCUUUCGUGGAGGCUUCUGCUGAAUGAUUAUAUCAAUGGCUGAUCCAACGAGCUUAACGCCGGAAGUGGCGUACACUACGGCCAAUCGAAAUGUGUACGAUUCUACUUGUUUUUGCUUCGGUUAAAAUCCCUUUCCCUUCUCUUCUCAUACCCGAUGAACUGUCUAAUUUAGGUAAAACUUUGCAUAGUUACCAAGCCAAAAAAUAAUUAAUGUUAAAUAAAAAAAGUGGGCAAAAUAUUGUACGUGAAAACGAAGAAAAAAACACACACACACACACACACACACACAGAUGAACGAUAAUAAUAACGAAAAAGAAGUGAGCCGAGCACACAAUUGGAAAUGGAAACGAAACACAAUUGUUAUUCAUGAAACAUGAAACAGUGAAAUAAUUGCUAUUGUUUAAGCCAGCCCGGACUUUUCGCAACGGCGAGAAACGCCAUCGAUCAUGUAAAAGAAUUUUUUAAACUUUUUAGCCGCUGUGUUAUUGACCGAUUAUGAUGAUGAUUGUAGUUGUAAUAAACGAAUAUUAAUAUCGAUAAUAAUAUAAACGAUAAUGAUAAUAUUAAUCAUAAUAUUAACAAAUAACUUUAAUAUUAAUAAAUGCGAAGGUGUUAACCUCCCUCGCGAAAAGUACGGGCUGCACGAUUAUCGUAUGAAACACAAAACGUGAAUGAAAAUGCAGUGGCGAAUUUACUUGAAUAAAGAUUUUUCGAAAUAUUUUUUAUCCAACAAUAAUUAAGAAACAAUUUAAUGCGAGCCCCGACGUCUCGGUUAACAAACGUCAGAGUAUGAGUGCAAGCUGAAACAAAACGAAGAAAAAUUCAUCGUGAAUACUAUCGCAUGAGAAACAUGUACGAAUGUCAUUUAAAUAUUGUAUCGCAUACGAGUUUGUGAAUGAAAAAUAUGAAAUAUGCCUGAAACUUGAGACACAAACAUAUGAUUUACCGAUAAAAAAAUGACAUUAAUUGCAAAACCUAACGUAAUAUUGAAUCACGUCUGUCGUAGUUAUAACACGUAGAGUAUAUUGAGUGUAAGCUUAAUAUCGACGAUGAAAUCCUCAUCAUCAUUGUCAUCGAAAUGAAAAUUAUCAUCACCGCUCUCAUCAUCGUCGUCAUUGUCAUAAUUGUCAUCAUUAUCAGCGUCAUUAUCAUCCUUGUCACCGUCAUCUCUUCAUCAUUGUCAUUAUCGAGUCUCGAUUAUCGUGAAAAGUGCAGUCUCGUACGCAGCCUUUGCUUGCUCGAUUUAUGAUUUUAUAAUAUUUCAUUUAGGAAGCACGCAUAUAUUACCGAAUUAGAUCGAUUGAUUUACGAUAAUUAACGUGAUUAAAUAUCGUGCGAAAAAUCGUCUUUUUUGUUGAUUUUACGAUUGUUUCGUUUUUUUUUCCUUCUUCCAAGAAAUUCUUCCACUCGGUGAAAACAGGAGAGCUUUUGCCUCUUUUUUCCUCUUCUUUUACCAAAGGCAGGGGAAAUCGGUGGUAAAACUCAGCCGCGUCGUCAAUUUGAAAAUAGUGAAAGUGUUUUUUUUAUUCCCGAUUUAUUAUUUUUUUACGGUCUCUGGCGAAGUAAUUUUUGGGUUCGUAGACUUGGGCUAAUUCUUGUUGGUUUAUUGAAAAAUUACGAAGAUCGCGUGGCCGCGAUAAGAAUGUACGGUGCAUCGGUAAGGCUCGGAAGGGAUGUAAAUUUAACGCGAGACCACACGAGCCAUGAGAAAAUUGGAGAAACUCAGAGAGCUUUACGCUUGCAUAAUGUUACAAAAUAUUGUGCGGCUUCGAACGACACUGAGACACGCGGGAAUUGGUCUAAACAAGAGAGUACGACGGAGGAUCGAUUCCCUCGACGAUUAUUCGUACGUGGCCAUUCUCGAGCGAAUAACUAUUCCGGAGGAAAAUUGGAUUUGUCGCGUUAAGGCGCACGCGACGAUGCAUCGGUUUUAUAUAACCAACGAAUUAUGCAAUUCCGGCAAACCCCGAUUUCAGGAGAAAAAAAACCGUUGUUUUUCAGACUGAACUCCGUUUAGCUCGGAAAAAUUGAAAAAUUGUGACAAUGUCGAACAGGACAAACUCCACCGUCCGGGAAGUCGACCAGGAAAAAUGACUUUUCACUGGAAACUUCGAUCGAGCAGAACCAAUUUUUCCUCAAAUCGGACUUGGCUUGUAACGUGCGUGGUGCCUCUAAUGAUUGAAAGCAUACGAGAACGUUUCUCACGAAAAGCAACAUAUUCGAAUGAGGAAAUUCAGAUAAAUAAUUUCCCCACGCGACUGGACGCUUCACUUCGUACUCCGUUAGAGCUAAACGUUCCAACUGUUCUGGUUCCACUCAUAAUCAACGUGGUUAAACUGCCAUCAGUGAAUAACGAAGCAGAAUCGGACGAUUUUCGGUGGUCGACUCGAAGUCAUUCCCACGUCAUAUCACGAAUACAUGCAUAUGCUAAUUCUCAUAUCAUCUCCUUAACCUCCUCGUGCCCGCGUUACAAUUUGUUAGUCUUUCGUUUCACAAUCAUCCUUGAGGCGUCAAGUGUCUCGUGAAAAAUUGCGUUUAAGCGUAAGAUAAAUUCUAUAGAUGUAAAGAGUUUGCGGAGAGAAAGAGAAGAAGCGGGGAGGAAUGUUUGAAAGGAAAUGAAAGGAGACGAAAAAAAAUGGAUUUCGGUGUUGAAAACAAUGAGAGAGAAAGAGAAAAAGAGCAAAAGAAAUAAUCGAAUAAAAUUAUUUUUUAAUAAUUGCGAGAUUAUGAAACUUUAUCAGAAAAUUAUUGAAAGGGAAGGAGUGCAGCUUCGAUUUUUUGUAACCCGCAGGUCAGGCUUCCCUGAGAAAACAUGUAUUUAAGAAAAACGAAUAGGAUAAAAGGAGGAUAAUUAUUAGUGAGCGAGCGUCCCGACGGGACGUUUCUGUAUAAAUGGAAUCGCCGGUUCCACGAGCGUGAAUAACGAUUUUAAGGAAAACUCGAUUUUUUUUUCCUACACUGGAGUAGUUCGUCUUGAAAUCGCGAGUUUGUGGCUGAAAAAAAAUGCAGCGUAAGUGUGAAUCGUCCUGCUGUGUUGCGAAUGGAGUAUCGAUACAAAGAAAGUGUGGAAGUUCUUCGUCAAAAGUAGCCUCUUUAUUCAAACGAUUUUUCCCUCCGUCUGUAAAAGCCUCACUUUGCCUCGAAUAGCACGCAAUUCUGAAGGAUAAUUCAUCAACGCGACGUACUCGAGGCCAUUUUUCACGCAGCGAACUUCCAUUUUCCUCAUGGUCGUUCCACCUCCAUGAACCAUUAAAAAUUUCUUUUUAGCUACGAAGUUUCUUGUAACGAUGAAAACUGGAAACUGCACCGACCAUUUUAGUGUGAGAGUUGAAAACCAACGAUUGAAUAAACGGGCGAGACACGAAUUCUACUGGCAUCAAUAAUAAUCGAAUGCCAUUAGUAAGCAUGCAAUUCUAUAACAACAACAAAGCAAGAAAUACUUCGAGAAACUGACGAACUUAUAAAUAUAUGUUUCUUGUCAUCGACAAGUGUAUACAUAUAUGUUUAACAUGUGUAAAGUUAAGUGUUAAUAAAGUCAUUUUACGCUA
Molecule: messenger RNA, 10067 nt
Organism: Venturia canescens
Lineage: Eukaryota; Metazoa; Arthropoda; Insecta; Hymenoptera; Ichneumonidae
Gene: Dg
Product: Dystroglycan
Exons: 15
Coding region: 568-4554 (1328 amino acids)
Biological process (GO): nerve development; axon guidance; muscle attachment
Cellular component (GO): sarcolemma; dystrophin-associated glycoprotein complex; dystroglycan complex
Molecular function (GO): laminin binding; calcium ion binding
Source: RefSeq, a predicted model, not a curated record